This is a messenger RNA of Sebastes umbrosus (honeycomb rockfish), 1434 nucleotides long. Its product is annotated as myosin-7-like. The transcript has 8 exons. The coding region runs from base 201 to 1301 and encodes 366 amino acids. Lineage: Eukaryota; Metazoa; Chordata; Actinopteri; Perciformes; Sebastidae. The record is from RefSeq and is a predicted model, not a curated record. Gene Ontology annotation, cellular component: myosin complex.
ACACAGAGGAGAUUUCUGACCUCACUGAGCAACUCGGUGAGGGAGGAAAAACCGUUCAUGAGUUGGAGAAACUCCGUAAGCAGCUGGAGCAGGAAAAGAGCGAGAUUCAGUCUGCCCUUGAGGAAGCAGAGGGUUCUCUUGAGCAUGAGGAGGGCAAAAUUCUCAGAGCUCAGCUUGAGUUCAACCAGAUUAAAGCAGACAUGGACCGUAAAAUGGCUGAGAAAGAUGAGGAGAUGGAGCAGAACAAGAGGAACCUGCAGAGGAUGAUUGACACCCUGCAGAGUUCUCUCGAGGCCGAGACUCGCAGCAGGAAUGAGGCUCUCCGUUUGAAGAAGAAGAUGGAGGGAGACCUCAAUGAGAUGGAGAUCCAGCUAAGCCAGGCCAACAGGCAGGCAGCGGAGGCUCAGAAACAACUCAAGGCUGUUCAUGCACAUCUGAAGGAUGCUCAGCUGCAGCUUGAUGACUCGCUUCGAUCCAACGAGGAUCUGAAGGAAAACAAUGCCAUCGUUGAGAGACGCAACAACCUGCUUCAGGCUGAACUGGAGGAGCUCAGGGCUGCUCUGGAGCAAACUGAGAGAGGUCGCAAACUUGCUGAGCAAGAGCUGCUGGACGUUACUGAAAGGGUGCAGCUACUGCACUCACAGAACACCAGUCUGCUGAACCAAAAGAAGAAGCUGGAAGCCGAUAUGUCCCAGCUUCAGACAGAAGUAGAGGAUGCGGUGCAGGAGUGCAGAAACACUGAAGAGAAGGCCAAGAAGGCCAUUACUGAUGCCGCCAUGAUGGCAGAGGAGCUGAAGAAAGAGCAGGACACCAGCGCUCACCUGGAGCGUAUGAAGAAGAACAUGGAGCAAACCAUCAAAGACCUGCAGCACCGUCUGGAUGAAGCUGAACAGAUCGCCUUGAAGGGGGGCAAGAAGCAGGUGCAGAAGCUCGAGGCCAGGGUGAGGGAGCUGGAAAGUGAGGUGGAAAUGGAGCAGAAGAAAAGCGGCGAAACUGUUAAGGGAAUCCGUAAAUACGAGCGCCGUAUCAAGGAACUUACCUAUCAGACUGAGGAGGACCGCAAGAAUAUUGCCCGACUCCAGGAUCUGGUAGAUAAGCUGCAGCUGAAAGUUAAAGCCUACAAGAGAUCUGCCGAGGAGUCUGAGGAACAGGCCAAUGUUCAUCUUGGCAAGUCCCGCAAGAUGCAGCACGAGCUGGACGAGGCUGAAGAGAGAGCUGACAUCGCAGAGUCUCAGGUCAACAAGCUGCGCGCCAAGAGCCGUGAUGUUGGCCCCAAGCAAAAAGGGUUUGAUGAGGAGUGAAGCUUUGGAGCCUGCACAAAUCCUUUUUUCCUGCUGCAGUAGAUCUACAACCGAGUAUUAGGCAACACAUCGAGGGAGAAAAACUCUGAGAUUUCGAGAAUAAAGUCGUAAUAUUUUGAGACAUAAUAUUACA